Coregonus sp. 'balchen' is the source of this 5095-nucleotide messenger RNA. The record is from the annotation of a GenBank genome assembly. Lineage: Eukaryota; Metazoa; Chordata; Actinopteri; Salmoniformes; Salmonidae.
AGUUAUGGUGGGUAAAAUGUAGUGAUUAGAAUGGUUUUGUGUGUGAAGUUUUAGGUGUGACUCCUCUUCGCCAUCAUCAUGUCGGGUGGUGGUCCAGCAGUGCGUGUCAGCAUCGAGUCGUCCUGCGAGAAGCAGGUCCAGGAGGUGUCUCUAGAUGGCAUGGAGACAUAUGUCCCUCCCUUGUCCAUGUCCCAGAACCUGGCCAAGCUAGCCCAGAGGAUUGACUUUGGCCAGGGAUCAGACUCCGAUGAAGAGGGGACGGAAGUAGAGCCCAGGGACCCCCAGGAGUGGGGGAAGCAAGAGCCAGAGGAGGAUGAAGGUAUGUCACCCUAUAGACACAUUCAGUGUUUGUCUACACCAGCUUCAUUAGUUGACUGUAAAGUGAUUAUUUCUGCCUUGGAGAGUUAUUAUCGAAAAUCUAUCAUACCUUAUGUUCCUGAGACCAUCUGAUAGACAUGAUACCAAUAUCGUAAUAUUUUUUCCAUGGCAAAAAUGAAAACACAAAGCAGUUCACUCUCUUUGGUCCUUUAAAAACCUGCUGUUUGUAAAAUAUUGUGUGCUAUAGCUUGGAAAAUAAAUAAAUGUUUGUUUUGUUUCCUUGCCACGCGUCUGGUAUGGUCCCGUAGCAACAUUUAUGAUUUCUAUUAAGCGCUCUGUAGGGAGUUGGUCUGAACAGAAUGGUUGAUUGAUACCUGCUCCUUCUUCUUCCAGCCACAGUGAAGUUCCAGCCGUCCUUGUGGCCCUGGGACUCUGUGCGUAACAACCUACGCAGCUCCCUGACGGAGAUGUGUGUGCUAUACGACGUCCUCAGCGUAGUCAAGGAGAAGAAGUACAUGGCGCUGGACCCAGUGUCCCAGGACCCCUCAGCCGGAAAGGUAGGCCAAGCUAAGUGGCUUUACUCAGGACUUUAAUCUUUUCAAUGCAUCUCAGUAGUCUCAAGUGGUUCACUCUUCAUUCUUCAUUCUGUCUUGAUUUGCACUGAUGUGGAAGAACUAGACUGACAAUGAAAGCAAAUUCCUGGUACACAAUUCACAUCCAACAUAUUGCUUACUUUUACCUAUCCUGUGUUUUGAGGUCACUGCAGAUGGAUAUGAAGCCACUUUGGACUAUUUGACAUGUACUUAUGACCUCACUCUCUCUCCUCUGACCUCCCCACUCCCUACCUCACGCCCUACUCUAGACACCCCAGGUGUUCCAGCUCAUCAGUAAGAAGAAGUCUUUGGCCACAGCAGCUCAGCUGCUCUUGAAGGGGGCAGAGAAACUAACCAAAUCAGUGGCGGAGAACCAGGAGAACAGGAGACAGAGGGACUUCAACUCAGAGCUGCUGCGGCUCCGCUCGCAGUGGAAACUACGCAAAGUAGGAGACAAGAUCCUGGGAGACCUCAGCUACAGGAGCGCAGGUAUGGAGGCUUUAACUCUGCUCAAAUGUGUCAUUUAGUGUCAUUGCAGUAUUUACCACCUUCUGCACAUUCAGUGUUUUUCUGACAUUAUAUAGCUCAUUUCUAAUGCCAUGUCUCGCUCUGCAGGAUCCUUGUUUCCUCAUACCGGCACCUUUGAGGUGAUAAAGAACACAGACAUCGACCUAGACAAGAAGCUCCCGGAGGAUUACUGUCCACUGAACGUCCAGAUCCCCAGUGAUCUGGAGGGAUCAGCUUACAUCAAAGUGAAUAGAGACUGCUGGCCCUUUGAACUUUUCCUCAGCUCAGAGAACAUACCUCUUUGUGAUGAUGUCAAUGUUCGGCCUGGCCUCUUAAACAUUGUUAUGUGUUGUCUUCCAGGUUUCAAUCCAGAAACAAGCCCCUGACAUAGGUGACCUAGGCACGGUGAGCCUGUUCAGGAGGCAGCCUAAAGCUAAAGCAGGCACUCAGCCGUGGCAUGUGAAACUGGAGGCUGCUCAGAACGUGCUGCUCUGUAAGGAGAUCUUCGCUCAGCUGUCCCGGGAGGCGGUUCAGAUCAAGUCCCAGAUCCCCCACAUCGUAGUCAAGAACCAGAUCAUCUCUCAACCCUACCCAGGUGAUGACUCUUUACAAUGCUUUUAGGGGGGUUAUUGUAGCCUAUGGAACAUGUAUACUCCAUGAAACCAUGCAUUUUGCAAAAUUAAUGCAUUUGAAAUGUUUUCUUUUGUCUGUGUUACCUGGAGUAGUACGUUCUAAGUGUCCAGAUAUGCUUUUGCUGUUAUUUUGCUGUUAUUCACCCCUCGUCAGGUGUGCAGAGUCCUACUCUAGGAGAUUUCUUUAUUACACCACCAUUAAGGUUGUCUAUCCUCCCUGCAGGUCUCCAGUUGUUAAUUUCUCUGUGUCACUCCACUGGAGAGAAGAAGAACCAGAGGGCGUCGCCAGAGAAACCCAAACCUGACGACCACCUCUACGUUUUAGAACACAACCUGCACCAGCUCAUGAGAGAGGUGGGUCCGCUUGUCUGUGUGGAAAAUUAUGGAACUAAAUUGAACCUGACCGUCUAGUAAUUGUAUUGUUGACCAAAGACGUACUCAGAUAGAUACUGACCAUACUAAGUCCCCCAUGUUUAAAAAAAAUCUUAUACAUAUGCACCACUGCUGAUUGUGUGAACUGUGAUACAUAUUGAUCAAUAUAAAUGCCCAUCCUUCCCACCCACAGUUCCACAAGCAGACCCUGAGUUCAAUAGUAAUGCCCCAUCCAGCUAGCGCCCCCUUUGGCCACAAGAGGCAGCGUAUGGCGGGGCCCAUGGCCUACGACAAGGCUGAGAUCUCCAACCUGCAGCAGAAUGAGGGCUUACUGGAGAAGAUCAUCAAACAGGCCAAACACAUCUUCCUACGCAGCAGGUAGGCACAAACACACACCACAUCACACAUCAAUGACAAGCUAAUACUAUCAUACUGUUUUACAUAUUUUUUUUAUAAAAUGAUCUCCUGUCAGGCUUGUUCUUUCACUCAAAGCACCUCCUAUCUUUGUUGUAAAAUCACAAAUCAGGAAAAUGUUUGCACAAUGAAACAGUAUGUUACUGAAUUAGAUUUUUACAGGACAGCAACUCAACAUUGACUGCAAGUCCACCCCUCGUGUUUGUUUCAGGACGGCGCGGACCAUCGCCAGCCUGGCCAGCCGUAUAGAAGACCCCCAGAUCCAGGCCCACUGGUCCAACAUCAAUGAUGUGUACGAGUCCAGCGUCAAAGUCCUCAUCACCUCCCAGGGUUAUGAGCAGAUCUGCAAGUAAGUGGAGCAGGAGCCAGGAGGACUGGCCACGCCAGAGCAACAGAGGCAGAGUACUGUCAAAGCCAGGAGGACUGGCUAGGCCAGAGCAACAGAGGCAGAGUACUGUCAAAGCCAGGAGGACUGGCUAGGCCAGAGCAACAGAGGCAGAGUACUGUCAAAGCCAGGAGGACUGGCUAGGCCAGAGCAACAGAGGCAGAGUACUGUCAAAGCCAGGAGGACUGGCUAGGCCAGAGCAACAGAGGCAGAGUACUGUCAAAGCCAGGAGGACUGGCUAGGCCAGAGCAACAGAGGCAGAGUACUGUCAAAGCCAGGAGGACUGGCUAGGCCAGAGCAACAGAGGCAGAGUACUGUCAAAGCCAGGAGGAUUGGCUAGGCCAGAGCAACAGAGGCAGGGUACUGUCAAAGCCAGGAGGACUGGCCACGCCAGAGCAACAGAGGCAGAGUACUGUCAAAGCCAGGAGGACUGGCUAGGCCAGAGCAACAGAGGCAGAGUACUCUUUAUACAUAGAUUGGGGGACAGUGUUCAGAGAAUAGACUUCUGGGCCAGGAAGUGGCGACAUAUCCUCUAGAAUAGAACAUAUGGUGAGAUUGGAGAAUGAAUUAAAAGGAAAAGAGUAGGUUCCGUGUUCGAACAACAGAAGAGGUUUCACUUUAAUUAAUUACCACCAAUUGAAUUGGGCAAUUAUUCAGCUUUUUCAAUGUUCGGUAAAAGUCAUGUCUAGAAAAAACUUUGACCAUGGAGAAAGAAUGUUCCAUGACCUUUUGUGUGUGUGUGCAGGUCUAUCCAGCUGCAGCUGAACAUAGGGGUUGAGCAGAUCCGAGUGGUGCACAGGGACGGCCGUGUCAUCACCCUCUCUCACCAGGAACAGGAGCUGCAGGACUUCCUCCUCUCCCAGGUCAGGGGACACACUGACUGCUCUCACACCACCACCUACUGCUGUUUAUGUACUCUGUAUUACAGUCAAGUAUAGCUAGAAGCCACCUAAAAUGCUUUCUGUAUGUAUAACUAGAUGCAUUUGCUAGACCUAGUUCUUCUCGGAAACCUUUAUUCAAAUCCAUUUCAAAGUAUUGAUGUAGCCUUUUUGUAGCUUCCUGUCUGAAUUAGUGUGAGUAACAGUUCCCCCCUGUCCCCUGGUACUACAGAUGUCUCAGCACCAGGUCCAUGCGGUACAGCAGCUGGCUAAGGUAAUGGGUUGGCAUGUUCUGAGCUUCAGUAACCAUGUGGGCCUGGGCUCUGUGGAGAGCAUCGGAAACGCCUCGGCCAUCACCGUUGCCUCCUCCAAUGGGGAAUACGCCAUCUCAGGUACCGUCGUUCAAUCAAUCAAUCACUGGCAUAUUGGCAGUCAUUCACCUUAAACAGCUCAUUUAGUCCAAAAACUCAUGACGAUCUGAAUGACUGAAACUUAUAAGAUAAUGCUAAUAUUUGUCCAAAUUAAUGUGUUGUAUCUUUUCCAGUACGUAAUGGUCCAGAGAGUGGCUGUAAGGUCCUGGUCCAGUUCCCACGCAACAAGAGCAAGGAGCUGCCCAAGUCUGAUGUCAUCCAGGAUGGGAAGUGGAACCAGCUGCGAGGGCCCUACAAGGAGGUCCACUGGAGCAAGAUGGAGGGACGCAACUUUGUUUACAAGAUGGAGCUUCUCAUGGCUGCCCUCACCCUCUGUCCUUAGGUCUGUCCACUAUCACACACACACUCUCUCGCUCUGAUUUUUACUAUGGGCUGAAUCCUAACUUGAUCCACUUUUGUGGAAAUCAUGCUUUGAUGUUAGUAGAUUUGCUUGGACAUUUGACUUAACUGGGACCUGUGCCAAUGUAUAUAUUUUUUUUUCUAUUUAAAAUGUUACAGUAAAAGAAACAAAGACCUCAGCUGUGAAAAUAAAUAUAUAUUUUGUUUCCACUUGUCAGUGUGUUUC